Raphanus sativus (radish) is the source of this 1040-nucleotide messenger RNA. Its product is annotated as proteasome subunit alpha type-5-A. Gene Ontology annotation, cellular component: proteasome core complex; proteasome core complex, alpha-subunit complex; nucleus. The record is from RefSeq and is a predicted model, not a curated record. Gene Ontology annotation, biological process: proteasome-mediated ubiquitin-dependent protein catabolic process. The coding region runs from base 141 to 854 and encodes 237 amino acids. The transcript has 10 exons. NCBI's taxonomy places the organism in Eukaryota, Viridiplantae, Streptophyta, Magnoliopsida, Brassicales, Brassicaceae.
CGUGUUUCGGAUCAUAUAACUUGUUGUUCAAGAAGUGAACCAACCUCUAUGACAAACUUGUAAAAGCAUCCCAGUUUCUUCGAUUUUGUCCGAUCAAUCAGAGCUGGGUGUACAGAUCGAAGAAGAAGAAGAAGAAGAAGAUGUUUCUCACUAGGACGGAGUAUGACAGAGGAGUCAACACUUUUUCUCCUGAAGGCAGGUUAUUCCAAGUCGAGUAUGCCAUUGAAGCUAUUAAGCUGGGUUCUACCGCAAUUGGAGUCAAGACAAAAGAGGGAGUUGUGCUUGCUGUCGAGAAGCGUAUCACCUCCCCUUUGCUGGAGCCGAGCAGUGUGGAGAAGAUUAUGGAAAUUGAUGACCAUAUUGGCUGUGCCAUGAGCGGCUUAAUUGCUGAUGCCCGCACACUUGUUGAGCAUGCAAGAGUUGAGACUCAAAACCACAGAUUCUCGUAUGGCGAGCCAAUGACUGUAGAGUCCACUACCCAAGCGCUGUGUGAUCUCGCUUUACGGUUUGGUGAAGGAGAUGAAGAAUCAAUGUCUCGGCCGUUUGGAGUCUCCCUUCUCAUUGCUGGUCAUGAUGAAAAUGGACCGAGCUUAUACUACACGGAUCCGUCUGGAACGUUCUGGCAGUGCAAUGCAAAGGCGAUUGGUUCAGGAUCAGAAGGAGCUGAUAGCUCUCUUCAAGAGCAAUUCAACAAAGAUCUGUCACUUGAUGAAGCUGAGACGAUCGCUGUAUCUAUCCUCAAGCAAGUUAUGGAAGAAAAGGUGACUCCAAACAAUGUGGACAUUGCCAAGGUAGCUCCAGCUUACCAUCUCUACACUCCGCAGGAAGUUGAAGCAGUCAUUAGUCGUCUUUGAGGGAGACUCUCAAUACGGGUGAUGUAUCUAAUCACCUUUGCGUCUACUUCGAAUCUUGUCACCAAGUGGCUUUCUUUCACUUUGUCUGCUAGAGAAACUGAUGUUUCAUGAGACAGUUUAGUCUCUGUUGUGUAAGAGAAUCUUUCAGUACCUUUCUCGGAUUAUAAAACUUCAACUAUUAUCUCA